CCACCACAGCUGGACCGGACUCGCCCCGAGCGCAGGGUGUCUGCUUCGCUACGCGCCGCGCGCGGAGGCUCGGACGCCUGCCGCUGCGCGCUCCAGCCCCGCUCCUCACGCCGGCCCGUGCGGGUCCCGGCGGGCGCCAAGCCAUCAUGCAGCUGCAGUUCCGGAGCUGGAUGCUGGCUGCGCUCACGCUGCUCGUGGUCUUCCUCAUCUUCGCAGACAUCUCGGAGAUCGAAGAAGAAAUCGGGAAUUCUGGAGGCAGAGGUACAAUCAGAUCGGCUGUGAACAGCUUACAUAGCAAAUCUAAUAGAGCUGAAGUCGUAAUAAAUGGCUCCUCGUCACCAGCUGUUGUUGACAGAAGUAAUGACAGCAUCAAGCACAACAUCCAGCCAGCCUCGGCCAAGUGGAGGCACAACCAGACGCUCUCCCUGAGGAUCAGGAAACAAAUCUUGAAGUUCUUGGAUGCCGAGAAGGACAUUUCGGUCCUCAAGGGGACCCUGAAGCCUGGAGACAUUAUUCAUUACAUCUUCGACCGAGACAGCACAAUGAACGUCUCCCAGAACCUCUACGAGCUCCUCCCUAGGACCUCCCCACUGAAGAACAAGCACUUCCGGACUUGCGCCAUCGUGGGCAAUUCAGGGGUCUUGCUGAACAGCGGCUGUGGGCAGGAAAUCGACACGCACAGCUUUGUCAUAAGGUGCAACCUGGCCCCCGUGCAGGAGUACGCCCGGGAUGUGGGGCUCAAGACAGAUCUGGUGACCAUGAACCCUUCAGUCAUCCAGCGGGCCUUUGAAGACCUGGUCAAUGCCACAUGGCGGGAGAAGCUGCUGCUGCGGCUGCACAGCCUCAAUGGCAGCAUUCUGUGGAUCCCUGCGUUCAUGGCCAGGGGUGGCAAGGAGCGCGUCGAGUGGGUCAACGAGCUCAUCCUGAAGCACCGCGUCAACGUGCGUACUGCAUACCCCUCUCUGCGCCUGCUGCACGCCGUCCGCGGAUACUGGCUGACCAACAAAGUCCACAUCAAGAGACCCACCACCGGCCUUUUGAUGUACACCCUGGCCACACGUUUCUGCAACCAGAUCUACCUCUACGGCUUCUGGCCCUUUCCACUUGAUCAGAACCAGAACCCCGUCAAGUACCACUAUUACGACAGCCUCAAGUAUGGCUACACCUCCCAGGCCAGCCCCCACACCAUGCCCUUGGAGUUCAAGGCCCUCAAGAGCCUGCAUGAGCAGGGAGCCUUGAAACUGACUGUCGGCCAGUGCGACGGGGCCACGUAAAGCGGGCGCUCGGCGGGACUCGGUGGCUCACAUUUCCUGCCAGCUACACCACAGGCAGCGGGGAGUCGGGGGCGGCACAAACUGUAGAGCAAGCUGGCUAGUGGUUUUCUUUGUUCCAGUGUAAAACAGUGACCAGAAUAUAUAUAUCUAUACCUGCAUAUAUAUAUUGACCUGAGUAUUUAUAACUGUGUGGUGUUCAUCUAGCAUUAGGCAGAUAAGCCACAGGAAGAAGGUGUGGAGAACCCACCAGAAUUCAGACGCGGUCCAUCGUUGGAGGCAGAAGGACUCGCCAUGAAAAGAAGCCAGUCCCAUGACUGUGGAUGACAAACUGCCUCCUGGGUUGGAGGGACCUUUGGGGCUCAUGAAUGAAUGGAGAGCCACCUGCUGGCAGCUGCCCCAAGCCUCUGAGAAAGGUGGAAUUCUGGGUGAGCCAAGACCCAGAGGGGACCACUUCGCCCAAGUUCAAAACAGUGCUGUUUACAGAGGAGAGGGAGGUUGGAGCAUCCAGCUGAGCAAAGGAGCACAAGGACAGCAAGAAGCAGAGGCCACGUCACAGCAGAGGGCCUUUCCACGCACUUAGAGCUUAACUGCCCAAGGGAUGAAACCACGGUUGACCCACCUGUCCCAGAAGGGCCGCCACAGCUACAGAGAGAAAGCUAGAAAAGACACGAUGGACAGUUCAUAUUCUGGCUUGGCGAGAACCACCAAGAACCUGGGACAGAGCACACAGAUGACACUAAAGAGCUGGCGUGUUCCAAAUUGCAUUUUUGAAAACUGGCAACCUUUUGCUAAGGAUCAGCAGCACUCCACCCCAAAACAACACAGGAGAGCGUCCAAAAUGUGGUUGUGUGGUGGGUGUUCUCUAAAGCGACUUGAGUCCCCCAGGGAGGAAGGGACCCUGGGAUGUCACCCGCAGGGUUAGCCUCCUUCCUGCCCUGUGCGAAUGUCACACAAGGGACUGCAGUGUCCCACUUGUGCUACCAGGGAAUCCACAGCGAAUGCCUAAAAGGGCACCACAAAGAUAAAUGUCACCUUUUUAAAAAUACAUAUGACUGCCUUUCUGGGCGCCUCCAGAGCCCCCGAGUGGGACGCCUACAAGAAUGGGAAGCGUUUAGCUCCAUUUCUCUACAGCCACUCUCUCUGUUUGCUUUCUGCAUGGCACACACUGCCGGGCUUCUGCAGCCAGACUGCUGUGUUAAUGUCACUUUCUUGUCAUUCUCCUAUCCUGAUGGUCAGACUCGCCAACACUGAGCUCCAACACUGAGGUUUUCAACUCUGCAGGGAGCGUUUCCAAUGUCCCCUCCACUCCCUUUCCCUCGAGAGGCAAUGAUUUUAGAAUUUUGCAAAAUUCAUUUUCCCCCCUAUCAAGAUAAGCAGUGGACACUUUUUUUUUUUAAAACCCAAAGCCAAAUGCAGUAUCCAAAUACUGGACAUCAUCUCCCCAGGGGGAAAUCUGGGCCUGAUGCCAAUACCGUAGGGGCUGGAAUCACAGGUCACAUAUAGACAAACAUUAGCUGGCUUCAUUUGUGAGAUGUAUUCCCUUGCCUGAUAAAUAACAGUGUUUUAAAACAUAUUUGAAAGAUAAGUAAAAAACCAUUAUCUUGACGGUGAAGAGAGUUAAGGAAAGUAAUCAAGAUCUGCUCCCAAGCAUAUGAGACCGGACAUAAUUAAUCAAUGGCAAUUCAGAGCAGGACAUUUGGUCUGAAUUAAUGGCCGACAGGAAGCCAGUGGAGGCGGUAGAAGGAUAUUCAGAACCAUUAACCCCACACGCAGCUCCAAACCAUGAUUAUGAUUCUAACAUCUCUGUGUUUCUUUCCUGUUGUUCUCGUUGUGGAUGCUUGAAGCCUGAGAUUUGGGAUUUGCAUUAUAAAAUGAAUAUUUUUAAAAAGCAACAGCCCUUACAGCCUCUGUGGGAACUGAGUGGUUUGGACUCGCCAUGAGAAGUGGAAAUAAUUAGGAUCAUAUUUUACACUUCUCCAGGGCCUUUCAUCUUGAGGAUCUCAGAGGCCCUGGAGACAUUUAAUUUCUGAAGCUUGCGGAGCCCUGGGGAAUGGGCAGGAUUGCCAGCGGGGCCUCACUGGAUUAGCCAAGGCUUUGGAUUCUAGAACAUUCCAGCGGUGAGUCCUGAGGGGAGCCCUGAUGGCAGGUCCUAGAGUUGGCUUUGUACCCCGUCUACCAGCCAGCACCUUCUCUGGGGAAUUUUAAGGGCCAGAGAGAGCUCUUUGGGAAACAUGGUUUUCUUUCUGUCCUAUCUUGGUUCCUGAAACUGAAACUGAUGGGAGUUGAAGUGAAAAAGCCCUUACAACCUGCCUCUGGGUCCACUCCGGAGAAAGACUGGGGACCCAAGACAACCCACAUGUCACUGUCCCCUAACUCUUGGGUUCUCUUUAUAGCUCAGUUUGAGUGAGUUUCCACUGCAGCCUUGGGCAUAAGCCAGCUAGUCUGGGGGGUAGGGGACCCAAGGAGUCCCAGCCUGUCCCCUGUCCCCAAUUCCCUGAUCUGCUGCCUUGGUCCAGUGGUCACAGCCAUCCCGGGAGCAGGUAGUCAGUCAGCCUCAGCCAGGUGACCCUUUCAGUCACUUCCUGUGGACCAUCAGUCAAUCCCCAGUUACCCUGCCAUCAGCCACCCUGAAACCUCUCAGACCUUCGCCAUUGUCCUCAAGUCCUUGAAUGACCCCCACCAUCUGCCUCCUCCUUUGCUGAAGAGAUGGAGCCAGUUGAAAUGAGGUCUCACCUCAAAAUCUCUUCCUCUCCCCAUCCCCUUCACCUUCUUCCUCCCAUUUCUGAGGAAGCAACAUCUGUCCUCCUGCCAGUGACGUUCUUCCUGACACCCUCAGCCACGCCUCUGCUGCCUCCACUCUCUCUGCCCACCAUCACGUGCUCACUCCAUCCAUCCUGGCUCCUGCGGCCUCUUCUCUCAUCUCCCCUUCACCACCAGACCUAGGAAGGGGGCUCCAGGCUUGUACUGCCAUCCCUCCUGACCCCCAUCCGAUCUCCCUGUGCCUGGGAUCAGUGAUGCCGCACCCUCCACGUUGCCACACUGAACUGCCCUUUCUCAUCACCAAGCUCUCCGCAUUGGUUGGCUCUACAGCGACCCCUCCUGGUCACUCCCUGUCCCCUCGGUGCCCUAGGUACCACCUUCUUGUGGUUUUCCUCCUCCCUUCCCAAUGCAUCUUCGUCGUGUAUUUAUGUAUUUAUAUAUUUAUUUAUAUAUUUAUGAUUUAUUUAUUGACGCCCUUACCUUGACCUAAAAAGGAGUCAGGGUAGAUCUGACCGUUAUUUCUCUCUCCCCUCCUUGUCCAUAACAUAGACGCGCCCCCCCCCUUGGCAACCCUUCCUCGGCUCCCUUCUGUUACCUCCCUACCCUCUCCAUCAGCAACCUCACACCUUCCUCUGGGUCCACCAUCCACACUUCCCUGCAGCCCAGCCCUUCUCCCAGAUUCCAAGUUCGGAUUGCACCCUGCUUGUUGGCAGCGCCAUAAAAGCAACACAUCUGAGUCAAGUUAUCAUCUCUGCCUCUCCUUCCUCCGCGAUUCCCUCCUUCUUCUGUCAGAAGGCCCAUGAUCCUCUCAACCACCCAGUUCCGAGACCCUGAAGUCAUCUAUCUUCGACUCGUCUCCAUUUGUUUCCUUGCUGCUCCUUCCCACCAGCACUACUCCGGCCUUCUUGUCAUGUGGGCAACUUCAGCAGCAGUCUCCGCUCCCAGACUUCCUCUGGGCAUGCUUGCGGCUUCUCCAGGCCACCCUGAAAAUGCAUAGCGACUUUCAUCUCCAGCCAUUCACACAGUUUUACAAGUUCCCUUGGCCCACAAAAUGAUGUACGCGUCUUCAUCCUGACAGUACAGACCCCCCUAGUAAGGCCUCAUUCUUCCUUUGCACCCUGCUGUCAUUCCUGGAAGGGGUGCCCGGUUUUCCUGUCUCUGUGCCUUUGGUCCUGCUGUUCUCGUCUCCCGGAAAUGCGCUCACCUCCUGGAAUGCUCUUUUUUGUUUCCUUCAAGGCCCAUGCAGAAACCACAUCUUUCAUGAAGCCCUCCCUGAUCUACCAACCACUGGGAUCUCCUUCCGCUGAACCACCAUAGCACUUUAUUUGUACCUUUCUCAUGGCACUUACCAUAUUCUGCCUUGUAUUAUAGUUACUGUGCACUUGUCCUCUGACUGUUCUUAGACUGUAAGCUCGCCAAGGGCAGGGCCUGUGUUUUUAUUCAUCUGUGUCCAUCACAGCACCAGGGGUGGUG
Molecule: messenger RNA, 5507 nt
Organism: Hipposideros armiger (great roundleaf bat)
Lineage: Eukaryota; Metazoa; Chordata; Mammalia; Chiroptera; Hipposideridae
Gene: ST8SIA2
Product: ST8 alpha-N-acetyl-neuraminide alpha-2,8-sialyltransferase 2
Exons: 6
Coding region: 147-1274 (375 amino acids)
Biological process (GO): oligosaccharide metabolic process; N-glycan processing
Molecular function (GO): alpha-N-acetylneuraminate alpha-2,8-sialyltransferase activity
Source: RefSeq, a predicted model, not a curated record